This is a messenger RNA of Diversispora eburnea, 615 nucleotides long. NCBI's taxonomy places the organism in Eukaryota, Fungi, Glomeromycota, Glomeromycetes, Diversisporales, Diversisporaceae. The record is from the annotation of a GenBank genome assembly.
AUGAUCACUACAUCUACAUCAUUAGCAUUAAAUACACCGUUCAAUACCUUAGAAUUUCAAAGACGAGCUGGUGCAUCAUCAGCACCACCUAUUGCUCCUACAAGCACUUCAUCAGAAGAAGAACAAGAAACCCCAAGCACAACGGCAGAAACUGAUUCAGAUGCCACUACUGAAGACCCCACUCCAACCAAUAAUGAUGAUACUGAUACUAAUACUUCUCCCACCACACCCGCUAAAACCACUCCAAAAGAUAAUUCUGAUUCCACCGAAACAAAUAAACCUACAAAUAAAGAUGAUAAUUCCACUACUGAAAAUGAGGGUACUACCAAAGCAACUCAAACAAAUAAAUCACAUGCUACCCCAACUACCAGUGAAGAUGAUAAUAAUGAUAAAAAUACAAGUAAAGGAAUUACAUCUAAGAUUGUCACAUCCGUUACCAAAAAAAUAACUACUACUGAUGCUUCGGGUAAAACUACGACAAUUGAUACAGUUGAACCUGUCACUACCGUAGUAGUAGUAGCUCCUCCCACAAAUAGACCUAGUAAUACAACUUUUGAAGAAAGCACUGCUUCUACGGUCAGAACCCAAGGAAUAUUUGCUUUGGAAUUUUUCUAA